Messenger RNA from Bursaphelenchus okinawaensis, 1103 nucleotides. The record is from the annotation of a GenBank genome assembly. Lineage: Eukaryota; Metazoa; Nematoda; Chromadorea; Rhabditida; Aphelenchoididae.
AUGAGAGUAGCAGCAAACAUAUCCACCAUGUUCAAGGACAUUCCUUUACUUGAACGCUAUUCUAAAGCUGCUCAAAUGGGUUUUAAACUAGUUGAACUGCCAUUUGGGUUCACGGAGAAGCCAGAAGACUUAAAAGCAGCUGCUGAUAAGCAUAAUUUGAAUCAUAUUUUGAUCAAUGCCAAGAACGAUGACGAUAAAGGAAAGCUUGGCUUGGCCGCUGUCAAAGGUGCUGAAGAGUUGUUUAAGGUAAACAUGACUGAAACGAUACGAUAUGCUGACAUAUUGGGGGUUAAAGUGUAAGUUUUUGAAGGCAUUAGUUAUUUUAUCAGCUACAGUUAAUGGCAGUACAAUUAGUAAUGCAAUAUAAGGAAGAAGUCAAGUUUUACUAAAUAGCAAAAAAAUGUAAAAUAUGGCUUAAAAUGUAAAAUUAUAUUGUUGUAGAGUACACGUAAUGGCCGGAGAUGGAGAUCCAGUAAAAGACUUGGACACAUACAAGAACAACAUACAGUAUGCUGCACGUGAGCUGGCUAAGAAAGGAAUUCUUUGUGUUAUUGAGCCUAUUAAUAAGCACUUUCGAUCAACAUACUUCUUGAACUCAUUUGAUCAGGCUAAGAAUAUUAUAGAAGACCUAAAGGAACCUAAUUUGAAACUUCUAUUUGUAAGUUUUUUAGUUUUAAAACGUUUUUUGAACUAUUUUUUUAUGAAACAUUGAAGAUAUUUCGUAUUUUACGCAAUUAAACUGUAUUUUAACAGGACGUGUUUCACUGUCAACUCAUCUGUGGUCAAAUUACAUAUCAAUUAAAUCGGCUUCAAGGGAUUAUAGGUAUGAAAUUGAUGACAUUUUUUUUUAUAUGAUGGCUAGGCUUGAAAAUUUAUUGUUUUUUAAAUUUAAAAAUUUUUUAAUUUAAAAAUGCUUACUUUAAGGUCACAUUCAAGUAAGUCAACCACCAAACCGAAACGAGCCAGACACAGAUGGAGAGCUUGAUUAUGGGUACAUUUUCAAUGUGAUCAAUGGCUUUGAGAGAGAUUGGGUGAUUGGCGGAGAGUAUUUUAACGUCAGAGAUAAUGCUGAUUGGGUUAAGAAAUUCGGCCUAGAAUUUUAG